Racocetra persica is the source of this 260-nucleotide messenger RNA. The record is from the annotation of a GenBank genome assembly. NCBI's taxonomy places the organism in Eukaryota, Fungi, Glomeromycota, Glomeromycetes, Diversisporales, Gigasporaceae.
AUGUUGAACCUUUUCUACCUAAUAAUCUAGAUAGCUGUCAAAUUCUUUUCUAUGAUCUUGAGCAAUAUGACGAAGAUGCAGUUAGACCAUCUACAAAAGAGGAGUUAGAUAAAAAUGAAAAGAUAUCAGAACCUGAAACUAGCCCUGGAUCUAGAAUACAAUUCUUUAGAAAAAAUAAUAAAUCUAAAAAUUUGAUUAAUAAAGAAUUUAGUCGCUUAGAAGAAAUUACUGAUAAACAAAAAAAAAGAUCUAGAAUUUAG